Molecule: messenger RNA, 1211 nt
Organism: Daldinia loculata
Lineage: Eukaryota; Fungi; Ascomycota; Sordariomycetes; Xylariales; Hypoxylaceae
Product: transcriptional coactivator/pterin dehydratase
Exons: 3
Coding region: 351-998 (215 amino acids)
Biological process (GO): tetrahydrobiopterin biosynthetic process
Molecular function (GO): 4-alpha-hydroxytetrahydrobiopterin dehydratase activity
Source: RefSeq, a predicted model, not a curated record
GGAAGGUACGUCUAAUAGGUACAUGAAUUAGGUAUAUGUAGGUAAUCGCAAAGCUUAGGCCACCUGAAAAUGACUUAGGACGACUUAUUAUCCGACUUACUAUGUACAACAGAUAAACGUCAGAAAAUAAACGUUGGAAAUAUUUUGUAGCAACUUGCUAACCUAGGUUAAACCAUUCAUAUUCAUUUUUCAAAACUUAGCCAAAAGUAUACCAGGGUAGCUCGCGAUCUGCUUCCGUGUGCACCCUAGAGCUUUUAUAGGUGGUAUAUAUGACGAGACUCUACACGUUACACCACCAUAAAACCACCUCAUAUUCUGCCAUCUACUAAUAAUAGUCUGUGCCGCGCCUAAUGUAUAACCGGUACACGCGCCCUUUGCUUUACUACGCGAAGACUGCCGCUAAGGCACCACAAGUUGCGAGCAAACCCGUCGGGGCGACACGCCGAGGCGCACAGGCGGUUGCAACCUCUCGCCGGUGCUCACUCCUGUAUCAGGAUCAGGGUCAGGAUCAGGGUCAGGGUCGCCGAACUUUCACGACUUCAGCAGCAGUCAUGGCAAGCCCCGCGAAUUCCCAAGCUGCUCCCCAGUUCUCGGCUGGCGUCGACGAGCCGGCUCUAACGCGGACGCUAGAGACUUUGCUGGCAUCAGCAGGGCAUGGCGGUCGGUGGGUACUGAUCGCUAGCGGCGAGGGUCUGGAGAGGAGCUUCAAGUUCAAGACGUUUGCGAAGACGUGGGACUUUAUGACUGCAGUAUCACUGCAGUGCAAGCUCAAAAACCAUCACCCGGAAUGGUCCAACGUCUAUAAUACGACGUAUAUCCGGUGGACAACGCACAAUCCGAAGGGCCUAUCCGCCAAGGACGUCGAGCUAGCUGCGAUUUGCGACAGCCUCGCUAGUGACUUUGGUGAGAUUAUUGAGGAGACUGAUAGCUGCGAGCUAAAACGGGUGGCUGACCGUGCUGUCACCAACGCGGGUGAUUGUUGUACUCCUAAGAAAUAAAGAACAAAAUAGAGAUCAUGAAGCUCCGAGAUAUCAGGCCAUAACGGAAAAUAGACAUCCUUGGGACCUUUUAUCUGUAUGACCAUGACUAACUUCAGGUUGGCUGAUCCAGGUCAACGGGUUAGAUAUAGUAUAUAAUACAACUAGGCGGCUUACUAUAAGCAGUCAUAUCAGAAGCGAAGAAAUUUACGAAUGGGCACGAGCACAACUUCA